AUGUACAGCGAGCCCCCCGCCGGCUCGACAGCGGCCGAUCCGCAGGGCCUGAUGAGUGCGGAGGCCUCUCCUUACCCGCCUGUGCCUACGUCUGCUGCACAUCUAGCAGACCAGGUAGAGAGCGGCGGAGCUCGCUUAGAAGAAGUGCUGCUGCGCAUGAACUGCAAAUAUCAAACCCUCUUCUUCAGUGCUGCUGCUACAGUGCUUACAGGAGGCAUCUUCGGGUGUCUCUCCAGCUUAGCGAGAUUUGAUCUCGCCUCCCUCGUUGUCUGCAUCUUCCUGGUGUAUGUAUAA
Molecule: messenger RNA, 294 nt
Organism: Eimeria acervulina
Lineage: Eukaryota; Apicomplexa; Conoidasida; Eucoccidiorida; Eimeriidae
Exons: 2
Coding region: 1-294 (97 amino acids)
Source: RefSeq, a predicted model, not a curated record